AUGCAAGCCUGCAUGCUGUGGUGGCUGGCCAUUGGCGUCCUGCUGGCGAUUCCUGCAGGAGCCAAACCGAUGCCAGAGGAAACAGACCCCUACACUCAGCCACCAGCCAUGCCCUACUGGCCUUUCUCCACCUCUGACUUCUGGAACUACGUGCAGUAUUUCCAGACCCAGGGUGCAUACCCACAGAUCGAGGACAUGGCCAGGACCUUCUUUGCACACUUCCCUCUGGGGAGCACCCUGGGUUUCCAUGUCCCCUACCAGGAGGACUGA
Messenger RNA from Alexandromys fortis (reed vole), 270 nucleotides. RefSeq names its product otospiralin (gene Otos). The coding region runs from base 1 to 270 and encodes 89 amino acids. Gene Ontology annotation, biological process: sensory perception of sound. Lineage: Eukaryota; Metazoa; Chordata; Mammalia; Rodentia; Cricetidae. The transcript is spliced from 3 exons. The record is from RefSeq and is a predicted model, not a curated record.